Messenger RNA from Oncorhynchus kisutch (coho salmon), 11669 nucleotides. Its product is annotated as rho-related GTP-binding protein RhoA-C-like. The transcript has 5 exons. Lineage: Eukaryota; Metazoa; Chordata; Actinopteri; Salmoniformes; Salmonidae. Gene Ontology annotation, molecular function: GTPase activity; GTP binding. Gene Ontology annotation, biological process: small GTPase-mediated signal transduction. Bases 89 to 670 code for a protein of 193 amino acids. The record is from RefSeq and is a predicted model, not a curated record.
UGCCAGUGCGUGGCAGUCCAAAGUGGGCGGGGAUUUCAGCUCGGACCGGAAGAGAAGCGGCGACAACCCGAAACAGAGCUAACAAACGAUGGCUGCAAUCAGGAAGAAGCUGGUGAUCGUGGGAGACGGAGCGUGUGGGAAGACCUGCCUGCUGAUCGUCUUCAGUAAAGACCAGUUCCCAGAGGUCUAUGUGCCCACUGUGUUCGAGAACUAUGUGGCUGACAUCGAGGUCGACGGCAAACAGGUGGAGUUAGCAUUAUGGGACACAGCAGGACAGGAGGACUAUGACAGACUGAGACCUCUCUCCUAUCCCGACACUGACGUUAUACUCAUGUGCUUCUCUGUAGACAGCCCAGAUAGUUUAGAGAACAUUCCAGAGAAGUGGACUCCGGAGGUGAAACACUUCUGUCCUAAUGUUCCCAUCAUCCUCGUGGGCAACAAGAAGGACCUGAGGAACGACGAACACACACGCAGGGAGCUGGCCAAGAUGAAACAGGAGCCAGUGAAGUCGGAGGAGGGCAGAGACAUGGCUAACCGGAUCGGUGCCUACGGCUGUCAGGAGUGCUCAGCUAAGACCAAGGACGGAGUCAGGGAGGUGUUUGAGAUGGCCACCAGGGCGGCGCUACAGGCCAAGAGACGUGGAAAGAAGAACGCCUGCAUGCUGUUAUAGGCCCCAGGGAGAAGUUGCCCCUGGAUACUGAUCUUGGACCAGUUUUACCCUCCCAAAAUAUAGUUGUAAUCAUUUAAAGGGAUAGUGUCACAUUUUGGCAAUGACUGAACGUCUGACAGGGUUCCCCGAUUUUAUUUACCUCCUCGCUCAAGUUUUCUGAGCAAAAAAUAAAUACAAGUUUACGUUAUUUUAUUGUUGGACAUAAAGACUGUAAAACCCCUGAAAAUCAGUUCCAAGGGAUUUUGAUUUUGUAAAUCUGUACCAAAGUAUUCUCACUCAUAAGAGAGAGAUGUAUGUAAUUGUAUGAUUGUUUUAGUCAGUGUGUAUAUAUAUUUGUUUGGGCUUCUUGCGGUCAAUUUGCAGUCUACAAAUUAUUUCUAAUUAUGUUCCUUACCAUUCGCUCAAGAACAAAAAAUCUUUCUGUGGCUGAAUCUCUUGGUGAUGCUGGUGUUAGCGCAAUCAGCUAACUGAUACCAUAGACUUCCAGUCAUUACGCUAACACUGGUUUAUCAAAGGCUCACAAAACUUCAACUUCCUUUAAACUACACUCAGAGACACAUUUGUAUCCAUGAGUUUUAUCUGACUCUGGGUCAGUAGUUAAAGGGCUUAAUUGCCAAAAUGGUGCACCAUCCCUUUUGAGGGGUAGGUUUAAAACUGGUCUCAGAUCUGUGCCUGUGGGUAACGCCCCUUUUGAGGGGUAGGUUUAACACUGGUCUCAGAUCUGUGCCUGUGGGUAACGCCCCUUUUGAGGGGUAGGUUUAAAACUGGUCUCAGAUCUGUGCCGGUGGGUAACGACCCUUUUGAGGGGUAGGUUUAAAACUGGUCUCAGAUCUGUGCCUGUGGGUAACGUCCCAUCUCGGCACCCUAUUCCCUAUGUGGUGCACUAUAUAGGGUUGCAUUUGGGACUGGGGAGGGGAUAGAAAGGGUUAAAUGCCCUCGAUCUGAAAAAAUUGCGUAGGUAUCAAAAAGGAAAUCAAAUCUUAUUCGUCAUAUCCACAGGAUACAGAAGGGAGUCUAUAUGGAACUACUGUGUGAAAGUAGGUCAUGUUCAUUAGUCACCGAACGGAACAAAACAGACUGAAACCGGGAGGGAUCUACCUGAACUUUUACAAUAAGAAUCAAUCUUCUACUGCAGUACAUUUUGUUACGGUGUUUAUUAAUGAAUGCAACCCUGAUGGGCGAGGUGGAAAUGUGGCUAUGUUUUUACAUGUAUCCAAUCCUGUCAGAACUACACUAAUGCCUUAGGGUGAAGGAGCCAAGGGGGCUGGGAAAGAUGGACAGUGUUGUUUUGAUGUGGAGCUGUGCCAUGAGGCCUAUAGGAGGAAUUGAGAAAGUAGCGUCGACUGUGGCUUCCUCUCCUGGUCAACCCAGCUGGCCUUAAUUUAAAGUUUCUCCUGUCCACUGCCUUUAUGUCACCAUAGACAGGAAGCUGUUAGUUUCACCUGUCCUCUGCCUUCAGGUAACUAUAGACAGGAAGCUGUUAGUUUCACCUGUCCUCUGCCUUCAGGUAACUAUAGACAGGAAGCUGUUAGUUUUACCUGUCCUCUGCCUUCAGGUAACUAUAGACAGGAAGCUGUUAAUUUCACCUGUCCACUGCCUUCAUGUAACUAUAGACAGGAAGCUGUUAGUUUCACCUGUCCUCUGCCUUCAGGUAACUAUAGACAGGAAGCUGUUAGUUUCACCUGUCCUCUGCCUUCAGGUAACUAUAGACAGGAAGCUGUUAGUUUCACCUGUCCUCUGCCUUCAGGUAACUAUAGACAGGAAGCUGUUAGUUUUACCUGUCCUCUGCCUUCAGGUAACUAUAGACAGGAAGCUGUUAAUUUCACCUGUCCACUGCCUUCAGGUAACUAUAGACAGGAAGCUGUUAGUUUCACCUGUCCUCUGCCUUCAGGUAACUAUAGACCGGAAGCUGUUAGUUUCACCUGUCCUCUGCCUUCAGGUAACUAUAGACAGGAAGCUGUUAGUUUCACCUGUCCUCUGCCUUCAGGUAACUAGACAGGAAGCGGUUAGUUUCACCUGUCCUCUGCCUUCAGGUAACUAGACAGGAAGCGGUUAGUUUCACCUGUCCUCUGCCUUCAGGUAACUAGACAGGAAGCGGUUAGUUUCACCUGUCCUCUGCCUUCAGGUAACUAGACAGGAAGCGGUUAGUUUCACCUGUCCUCUGCCUUCAGGUAACUAGACAGGAAGCGGUUAGUUUCACCUGUCCUCUGCCUUCAGGUAACUAGACAGGAAGCGGUUAGUUUCACCUGUCCUCUGCCUUCAGGUAACUAGACAGGAAGUGGUUAGUUUCACCUGUCCACUGCCUUCAGGUUACUAUAUAGAGGAAGCGGUUAGUUUCACCUGUCCACUGCCUUCAGGUAACUAGACAGGAAGUGGUUAGUUUCACCUGUCCACUGCCUUCAGGUUACUAUAUAGAGGAAGCGGUUAGUUUCACCUGUCCACUGCCUUCAGGUAACUAGACAGGAAGUGGUUAGUUUCACCUGUCCUCUGCCUUCAGGUAACUAGACAGGAAGCGGUUAGUUUCACCUGUCCUCUGCCUUCAGGUAACUAGACAGGAAGCGGUUAGUUUCACCUGUCCACUGCCUUCAGGUAACUAGACAGGAAGCGGUUAGUUUCACCUGUCCACUACCUUCAGGUUACUAUAUAGAGGAAGCUGUUAGUUUCACCUGUCCUCUGCCUUCAGGUAACUAGACAGGAAGCGGUUAGUUUCACCUGUCCACUACCUUCAGGUAACUAGACAGGAAGCUGUUAGUUUCACCUGUCCUCUGCCUUCAGGUAACUAGACAGGAAGCGGUUAGUUUCACCUGUCCACUACCUUCAGGUAACUAUAUAGAGGAAGCGGUUAGUUUCACCUGUCCUCUGCCUUCAGGUAACUAGACAGGAAGCGGUUAGUUUCACCUGUCCACUACCUUCAGGUUACUAUAUAGAGGAAGCGGUUAGUUUCACCUGUCCACUACCUUCAGGUAACUAGACAGGAAGCGGUUAGUUUCACCUGUCCACUACCUUCAGGUAACUAUAGACAGGAAGUGGUUAGUUUCACCUGUCCACUACCUUCAGGUUACUAUAUAGAGGAAGCGGUUAGUUUCACCUGUCCACUACCUUCAGGUAACUAUAGACAGGAAGCGGUUAGUUUCACCUGUCCACUACCUUCAGGUUACUAUAUAGAGGAAGCGGUUAGUUUCACCUGUCCACUACCUUCAGGUAACUAUAGACAGGAAGCGGUUAGUUUCACCUGUCCACUACCUUCAGGUAACUAUAGACAGGAAGCGGUUAGUUUCACCUGUCCACUACCUUCAGGUAACUAUAUAGAGGAAGCGGUUAGUUUCACCUGUCCACUACCUUCAGGUAACUAUAUAGAGGAAGCGGUUAGUUUCACCUGUCCACUACCUUCAGGUAACUAUAGACAGGAAGCGGUUAGUUUCACCUGUCCACUACCUUCAGGUAACUAUAUAGAGGAAGCGGUUAGUUUCACCUGUCCACUACCUUCAGGUAACUAUAGACAGGAAGCGGUUAGUUUCACCUGUCCACUACCUUCAGGUUACUAUAUAGAGGAAGCGGUUAGUUUCACCUGUCCACUACCUUCAGGUAACUAUAGACAGGAAGCGGUUAGUUUCACCUGUCCACUACCUUCAGGUUACUAUAUAGAGGAAGCGGUUAGUUUCACCUGUCCACUACCUUCAGGUAACUAGACAGGAAGCGGUUAGUUUCACCUGUCCACUACCUUCAGGUAACUAUAGACAGGAAGUGGUUAGUUUCACCUGUCCUCUGCCUUCAGGUUACUAUAGACAGGAAGCGGUUAGUUUCACCUGUCCACUGCCUUCAGGUUACUAUAUAGAGGAAGCGGUUAGUUUCACCUGUCCACUACCUUCAGGUAACUAUAGACAGGAAGCGGUUAGUUUCACCUGUCCACUACCUUCAGGUUACUAUAUAGAGGAAGCGGUUAGUUUCACCUGUCCACUACCUUCAGGUAACUAGACAGGAAGCGGUUAGUUUCACCUGUCCACUACCUUCAGGUAACUAUAGACAGGAAGUGGUUAGUUUCACCUGUCCACUACCUUCAGGUUACUAUAUAGAGGAAGCUGUUAGUUUCACCUGUCCACAGCCUUCAGGUUACUAUAUAGAGGAAGUGGUUAGUUUCACCUGUCCACUACCUUCAGGUUACUAUAUAGAGGAAGCGGUUAGUUUCACCUGUCCACUACCUUCAGGUUACUAUAUAGAGGAAGCUAAGAGAGAGACUCUUGUUUAACCCUUUAGUCCCCUCAGCCCUACUUUAUUAAGAAUUAUAUUUUAAUGGGCUUCUUCUGGUCCAUGCUCUAACUCAGGCCCUGUGUGUGAGACAGGUGUGUGUGAGACAGGUGUGUGUGAGCUGUGUGUGAGACAGGUGUGUGUGAGACAGGUGUGUGUGAGACAGGUGUGUGUGAGCUGUGUGUGAGACAGGUGUGUGUGAGACGGGUGUGUGUGAGACAGGUGUGUGUGAGACAGGUGUGUGUGAGACAGGUGUGUGUGAGACAGGUGUGUGUGAGACAGGUGUGUGUGAGACAGGUGUGUGUGAGACGGGUGUGUGUGAGACGGGUGUGUGUGAGACGGGUGUGUGUGAGACGGGUGUGUGUGAGACGGGUGUGUGUGAGACGGGUGUGUGUGAGACGGGUGUGUGUGAGACGGGUGUGUGUGAGACGGGUGUGUGUGAGACGGGUGUGUGUGAGACGGGUGUGUGUGAGACGGGUGUGUGUGAGACGGGUGUGUGUGAGACGGGUGUGUGUGAGACAGGUGUGUGUGAGACAGGUGUGUGAAGGAGUUAUCCGCAUGCUUCCCAUCCAAAAUAGUUUGUAUAUUUUGUACUUCCUGUGACGUUUCUGUUGAUUUCGGUGAGGGAUUUUUUUUCGGGCUGUUCAUGUAUGCGUUCUGUUCUCCUGGCAAGCCGAAGUUCAGUAUCCGCGUCUCCGCCCCUUUCGUCAGUGAUUGGUCAACAGUAGGGAUUCUUCAAUAAGUGUUUGUCAUUCAACGACAGACUAAUCGUUUUCAUUGAGAAAUAAGGCAACAAACAUCUUAGUUAGAUGUAAAAUCGUUCGACUAGCAUCUCCUUGACAAAAACGUACAUUUUGGACAGAUUUCUUGAGUUAUCUUUAGAUUAAUUCUGAUUAUUUUGAGGAAGUGUAUAUUGGCUACGGCGUCUCAAGUUGGACAAACAGUACCAUCGCAAUUUUUUUUUCUUGUUUUUCAAGAGAAGGUCUUUUAAGGGAGCAUGCGAGUACUCUCGUUUGGUUCAGCCGAAUCGAAGCAUGCGGGAGGAUUAACACAGGUGUGUGUGUGUGUGUGUGUGUGAGCUUGUAACACAGGUGUGUGUUGUGAGCGUGUAAGACAGGUGUGUGUUAGAGCUGUUUGUAAGACAGGUUUGUGUGUGUGUGCGCGUUUGUCUAUAUCCAGUUUCCAUGUGUCCAAUACAUGUAUUGUAAGACUGGUAGAGACUGGUUGUUAUCGUCAGUACUGUUGAGACUGGUAGAGACUGGUUGUUAUCGUCAGUACUGUGAGACUGGUAGAGACUGGUUGUUAUCGUCAGUACUGUUGAGACUGGUAGAGACUGGUUGUUAUCGUCAGUACUGUUGAGACUGGUAGAGACUGGUUGUUAUCGUCAGUACUGUGAGACUGGUUGAGACUGGUUGUUAUCGUCAGUACUGUUGAGACUGGUAGAGACUGGUUGUGUUGUCAGUACUGUGAGACUGGUAGAGACUGGUUGUUAUCGUCAGUACUGUGAGACUGGUUGAGACUGGUUGUUAUCGUCAGUACUGUUGAGACUGGUAGAGACUGGUUGUUAUCGUCAGUACUGUUGAGACUGGUAGAGACUGGUUGUUAUCGUCAGUACUGUUGAGACUGGUAGAGACUGGUUGUUAUCGUCAGUACUGUUGAGACUGGUAGAGACUGGUUGUGUUGUCAGUACGGUGAGACUGGUAGAGACUGGUUGUUAUCGUCAGUACUGUGAGACUGGUUGAGACUGGUUGUUAUCGUCAGUACUGUUGAGACUGGUAGAGACUGGUUGUUAUCGUCAGUACUGUUGAGACUGGUAGAGACUGGUUGUUAUCGUCAGUACUGUUGAGACUGGUAGAGACUGGUUGUUAUCGUCAGUGCUGUUGAGAGUGGUUGAGACUGGUUGUUAUCGUUGAGACUGGUUGUUAUCGUUGAGACUGGUGAGACUGGUAGAGACUGGUUGUUAUCGUCAGUACUGUUGAGACUGGUAGAGACUGGUUGUUAUCGUCAGUACUGUUGAGACUGGUAGAGACUGGUUGUUAUCGUCAGUACUGUUGAGACUGGUAGAGACUGGUUGUUAUCGUCAGUACUGUUGAGACUGGUAGAGACUGGUUGUUAUCGUCAGUACUGUUGAGACUGGCAGAGACUGGUUGUUAUCGUCAGUACUGUUGAGACUGGUAGAGACUGGUUGUUAUCGUCAGUACUGUUGAGACUGGUAGAGACUGGUUGUUAUCGUCAGUACUGUUGAGACUGGUAGAGACUGGUUGUUAUCGUCAGUACUGUUGAGAGUGGUUGAGACUGGUUGUUAUCGUCAGUACUGUUGAGACUGGUAGAGACUGGUUGUUAUCGUCAGUACUGUUGAGACUGGUAGAGACUGGUUGUUAUCGUCAGUACUGUUGAGACUGGUAGAGACUGGUUGUUAUCGUCAGUACUGUUGAGACUGGUAGAGACUGGUUGUUAUCGUCAGUACUGUUGAGACUGGUAGAGACUGGUUGUUAUCGUCAGUACUGUGAGACUGGUUGAGACUGGUUGUUAUCGUCAGUACUGUUGAGACUGGUAGAGACUGGUUGUUAUCGUCAGUACUGUUGAGACUGGUAGAGACUGGUUGUGUUGUCAGUACUGUGAGACUGGUAGAGACUGGUUGUUAUCGUCAGUACUGUGAGACUGGUUGUUAUCGUCAGUACUGUCGAGACUGGUAGAGACUGGUUGUUAUCGUCAGUACUGUUGAGACUGGUAGAGACUGGUUGUUAUCGUCAGUACUGUUGAGACUGGUAGAGACUGGUUGUUAUCGUCAGUACUGUUGAGACUGGUAGAGACUGGUUGUGUUGUCAGUACGGUGAGACUGGUAGAGACUGGUUGUUAUCGUCAGUACUGUGAGACUGGUUGAGACUGGUUGUUAUCGUCAGUACUGUUGAGACUGGUAGAGACUGGUUGUUAUCGUCAGUACUGUUGAGACUGGUAGAGACUGGUUGUUAUCGUCAGUACUGUUGAGACUGGUAGAGAAUGGUUGUUAUCGUCAGUACUGUUAAGACUGGUAGAGACUGGUUGUUAUCGUCAGUACUGUUGAGACUGGUAGAGACUGGUUGUUAUCGUCAGUACUGUUGAGACUGGUAGAGACUGGUUGUUAUCGUCGGUACUGUUGAGACUGGUAGAGACUGGUUGUUAUCGUCGGUACUGUGAGACUGGUAGAGACUGGUUGUUAUCGUCGGUACUGUGAGACUGGUAGAGACUGGUUGUUAUCGUCAGUACUGUUGAGAGUGGUUGAGACUGGUUGUUAUCGUCAGUACUGUUGAGAGUGGUUGAGACUGGUUGUUAUCGUCAGUACUGUUGAGAGUGGUUGAGACUGGUUGUUAUCGUCAGUACUGUUGAGAGUGGUUGAGACUGGUUGUUAUCGUCAGUACUGUUGAGACUGGUAGAGACUGGUUGUUAUCGUCAGUACUGUUGAGACUGGUUGUGUUGUCAGUACUGUGAGACUGGUUGUGUUGUCAGUACUGUGAGACUGGUUGUGUUGUCAGUACUAUAAGCAUGUUGAGACUGGUUGUGUUGUCAGUACUGUGAGACUGGUUAAGACUGGUUGUGUUGUCAGUACUGUGAGACUGGUUGUGUUGUCAGUACUGUGAGACUGGUUGUGUUGUCAGUACUAUAAGCAUGCUGUGACUGGUUGUGUUGUCAGUACUGUGAGACUGGUUGUGUUGUCAGUACUGUGAGACUGGUUGUGUUGUCAGUACUAUAAGCAUGCUGUGACUGGUUGUGUUGUCAGUACUGUGAGACUGAUUGUGUUGUCAGUACUGUGAGGCUGGUUGUGUUGUCAGUACUAUAAGCAUGUUGUGACUGGUUGUGUUGUCAGUACUGUGAGCAUGUUGAGACUGGUUAAGACUGGUUGUGUUGUCAGUACUAUAAGCAUGUUGGGACUGGUUAAGACUGGUUGUGUUGUCAGUACUGUGAGACUGGUUGAGACUGGUUGAGACUGGUUGUGUUGUCAGUACUGUAAGACUGGUUGAGACUGGUUGUGUUGUCAGUACUGUGAGACUGGUUGAGACUGGUUGAGACUGGUUGAGACUGGUUGGGGAGAUAAAAUUACACCUUAUAAAGAUAAUCCCCUGCCUCCAACCAAAUGGAUUUGGAAUACUUUAGUCCAGGCCAUUGUCUGACUUUGAAGUGCCUUUUAUUUUCUUGGUCCUGUGCAGUUGUUAAUCAAACCAAUAUAGGUGUGAAACGCACAGGUUGUUUUUUUUUCAAUAUCAACUUAUUUUUUGGGGGAAGAAAUUGUGAAUUAUUUCAAGUGUGCCAAUCCAUUAGAACGUAACUGUAGUUCUCAGAUCUCUGUGGUCAUUAGACCCAACAGCUGUUCAGAAUGAAAUAAAGAUCUACAAACUAUUUUAUAUUUUAGCAUUUUAAUAUACGUAGAUGAAGAUUUCAUUUUCAUGUUUUAGUCUCUUUUUUUUUGUGUGGAGGGGGUGAUGAAGAGAGUGAGAUGAGGAGAGAGGACUUUUGAGAGAUUGAUACUUGAUCUACAGAGAUGACAGUAGAAGUAAUCAAUAGUCUACAGUGGGUUUAUUUAAAAGCGAUUUGAUAGAGAAUUUCCCCAGACACAGAUUCAUCCUAGUCCUGGACUAAAGCGCUAUUUCAAUGGAGAUUUUCCAUUUAAGCAGAUUUUUUUUAGUACUAAACUAAGCCUAACUUUAAUCUUUGUCUGGGAAACCUGCCAUUAAAGUUGAUUUCCAUUUCCUAUUUACUCCGUUACUGUAAAUAUUAUGUUAUUAUUAUCAAUGUUCCCUAUAAGCUGCGUGGGCGCACGGCUCCCCGGGACUUCAGCCCGCGCAGAGAUGUACGAGAUUGAACUGUCUAGUUUUCCCUUUUAGUUAACACUAUCAGCGUGUCCCUUUACUGUGCGAAUUAGGAUGGAAUCAACACAAUCAAAGCCCUUUUCAAUGCAACCACACUGAAAGAAAACAAACUGUGCAAGAGAUGUUCUUGUAGGCAGAGAGAAUUGGAGUAGGACUCUAUUGUAUUGACAAGCACGACAUCAGGCCCAUACUCUACACCGACCGGUGCGCCAUAACCAAUCAGAGCUGCAGUAUCCCUAUAUUCGGUCUUAAAGGGGCAGUGUUGUAUUUUGAGACAUGCUUGAAUAAGCUAAGUAAGCAAAUAAGCGGAAGGUAGCAAUAAUUUGUCUGAUUCGCUGUAAUAAUGGUAUGAGAAUAACAAUGCAUUUUAUUUUGUCAAGCGGUUUCUUGCAUCAAACAACACACAAACAUGUUCAUUCACCUCCUUGUCUAAAGGACAAGUGGAUGAACAGGUUGUCAAUCCCUCCAUGUUUGUUUCAAGUCUCAUGGAAUGUAGGCCUGCAUUGAACACCACACAUUGACUGCUACUGUAGGUUGAACGAUAGAACGGCUAUUUCCAUGUUAAAAUGCUAUGGGAUGCAUUUUCUCCAUUGUUUUUGAUGGUAGGCUACUCUGGUAGGCCUACAUUAUGAUCAAAUAUCCAGAGCAGCCUACUUGACCACUGUUAACUGUAACUGAAAGUGGGUACAGCCUCAGUGUUCACAGUAAAACUGUAACUUAGUGGGUACAGCCUCAGUGUUCACAGUAAAACUGUAACUUAGUGGGUACAGCCUCAGUGUUCACAGUAAAACUAUAACUUAGUGGGUACAGCCUCAGUGUUCACAGUAAAACUGUAACUUAAAGCAGGUACAGCCUCAGUGUUCACAGUAAAACUGUAACUUAGUGGGUACAGCCUCAGUGUUCACAGUAAAACUGUAACUGAAAGCAGGUACAGCCUCAGUGUUCACAGUAAAACUGUAACUUAGUGGGUACAGCCUCAGUGUUCACAGUAAAACUGUAACUUAGCAGGUACAGCCUCAGUGUUCACAGUAAAACUGUAACUUAAAGUGGGUACAGCCUCAGUGUUCACAGUAAAACUGUAACUUAAAGUGGGUACAGCCUCAGUGUUCACAGUAGAGCAGGUACAGCCUCAGUGUUCACAGUAAAACUGUAACUUAAAGUGGGUACAGCCUCAGUGUUCACAGUAAAACUGUAACUUAAAGCAGGUACAGCCUCAGUGUUCACAGUAAAACUGUAACUGAAAGCAGGUACAGCCUCAGUGUUCACAGUAAAACUGUAACUUAGUGGGUACAGCCUCAGUGUUCACAGUAAAACUGUAACUUAGCAGGUACAGCCUCAGUGUUCACAGUAAAACUGUAACUUAGUGGGUAGAGCCUCAGUGUUCACAGUAAAACUGUAACUUAAAGUGGGUACAGCCUCAGUGUUCACAGUAAAACUGUAACUUAAAGUGGGUACAGCCUCAGUGUUCACAGUAAAACUGUAACUUAAAGUGGGUACAGCCUCAGUGUUCACAGUAAAACUAACUUAAAGUGGGUACAGCCUCAGUGUUCACAGUAAAACUGUAACUUAAAGUGGGUACAGCCUCAGUGUUCACAGUAAACGCGCGCCAGAAGUUGCACAGAAUUUUCACAAUGUUCAACUUUGUGCUCAAAAGACCUGAAAUUUGCUCAAUUUGCCGAAAGGAAUAUUGAUCCCUAUUGUGUUUCUUUUAGUACUGUAUCGUUAUUGUUCUGUCCUCUUCUUCUACUACUUUUGCAUAGCUAAAAACGUUUGAUUUUAAGAGAGAAAUAAACUUCAGUAUUGUACUCUGUUUUUACCUGGGGGUGGUGACCUGUUAUUUUUUUGUACAAUAUGACAUCUUAGUAUUUUUUUUUCUUAAGGCUUUUCAAAAUAAAGUUAUUUUUAGGGUA